CAAGUUACUAGACGCUUGCAACGCGAAAAUGCCGUCUUCUAAAGGAAGUAACUAUCGUUUACUUAAUAAUGGAAAAUACAAGUGUAUGCUGUGCUUUCAAGAACUGUCAUCGAAGCAACGUAUUUUAACACAUCUCCAGUCAAAUAAGCACGGACUAAGCCCUGUUAAGAGAGUGAAAAAGAGGUAUGUAGAUGAUUCUGCUAUUCCUGUUCCACGGUCAACAUUGCAUAGAUGGAAGAGAGAAAGGAAACAGAACAGCCAUAACUUCAAACAAAAUGAGACACAUGUUGCUGGUUUUAUGGUUUUCGAAGAUACUGAAGUAUACAAAUCAGAAGAUGAGGAUAGAAGAGAGCCAGAGCUGGAAGAUACUCCUAAUAUUGUAAAAGGAGUUAUCUCAGACAACACAUCUGGAAUUUCAGAUAAUUCUGUACUUCAACAGUCACCAGAAUUUGAUUUAGAAAACUGCUUAUCACCAUAUGAUUUAUCUCAACAAUAUGAUGCAUAUAGCACUGACUGUCAAGAAUUUUCUUCAAGUGACUGUGACAGCUUUAACUCAGAUCUUUCUGAUCGUUCAUCUGACAUAUAUUUUAAUAAUUCAGAUUCAGAUGACAGUGGUAAUGACCACAUCAGUGAAAAUGCAUAUGACCAUUCUGAAUUGUCUCAAAGGGAAUACCAAGCUCUUUCACUUUUAGCAUGUUUUUCACGACAUAAACUCUGUGAUAGUGCUUGUAAAGAUAUCCUAGAAACUUUUAAAAAUACUUUCUUUUCAGACGACUUAUCAGUCUUGAGCUUUAAUAAUCUAAUGUCAAGCAUAGGUCUUAAAACAGUAAGAGAGAUACAUUUUUGUACACUGUGCAAGAAUACUUACCCAAAGGACAACAAUAUAUUCCAGUGCCAAAGUCCAAACUGCAGUGGUCUACGUUACAAAGGCUCUCUGGAGUCUCAGACACAAAAAUCUCGACAACCAAGAGAUUGUUUUAUGUUUGCUGAUGUCAAAAUGCAGCUUGUGACACUUUUAGAAACACCAGGAAUUUUUGAGGACAUACAAGCCACUAAAGAAGAUGCUUUCAUUAGGUAUGAGUCUGGAUCAACUACUAUCACUGAUAUAAUGGAUGGAUCUUUAUACAGAUCUAUGAUGGGAGAGAAUGGUUUUCUUAAUAGGACAAGCAACAAUUUAACUGGUAUCUUCAACACAGAUGGUGUGAACCUCUUUUCAUCUUCCAAAAUAGAUUUAUGGCCAAUAUUUUUAGCUAUAAAUGAAUUAAGUCCUCAGAAGCGCUUUGCACGCGAAAAUAUUAUCCUUGUUGGAAUAUGGCAGGGAAAAGGAAAACCUCCUUUUAAUUCGUUCUUUAAAGAAUUUGUUGAGCAAAUGAAUUCCAUUUACGAAGAAGGUGUUCAAGUGAUGAUUGAUGGAAAUUCAUUCAAUGUGAAACUUUCAGUUAUCUGUUGUGUUACAGAUUUGCCAGCAAAAGCAGAGUUAUUUAAUAUGUCAUAUUUUAAUGGAACAUAUGCAUGUAUAAAAUGUGAAGAAAUGGGAAUGACAGUGAAACAAGGUAAAGGAUAUGCAAAAUGUUACCCAUAUAGGAAUAAAAACAUUCGAAGCAGAGCAAGAAAUCAAGAUUCUGUGAUACAGCAUAUGCUUUUGGGGUCACCAAACAAUCGCUCUAAAGGUUUCAAGGGGCUUUCUAUUCUGUCGCAGUUGAAGAAUUAUGAUAUAGUACAAGGAACAGUGCCAGAGUACAUGCACGGUAUAUUACUAGGUGUCACAAAGACAUUAUUGACAAAAUGGUUUUCUUCAUCAGAGAGUAAAUGUGACUAUUUCAUAGGGGAUCAUUUAAAAGAAAUCUCAGAAAGAAUGGAAAAUCUUAAGCCCCCAGAACAUAUAGAGCGUCUUCCAAGAGACCUGGAAAGGAACUAUAAUCAUUUUAAGGCAACUGAGUUGCAGUCCUGGCUAUUAUAUUACGCAUACCCUUGUAUAAAGGAUUUUCUUAAAGAUGAGUUUAUGGAGAAUUUUUCAUACCUGUCAGAAGCUGUCUUUAUUCUCCUGAGUGAUUACAUUACUGAAGAAAUGCUUCUCAAAGCAACAGAUCUCCUUGAUAAAUUCUAUGCAACCUUCCAACACUUAUAUGGUGAUGGAUCAUGUGGACUGAAUGUCCACAACACUGGCAUUCAUCUUUCAGAAUCUGUUACUCAUUUGGGACCAAUUUGGGCAUGGAGUUCAUUCCCAUUUGAAGACGUAAAUGCUGCUCUUCUCCAGGAUGUUCAUGGUAAAAGAACUGUUUUAAAACAAGUCUUCAAACACAUUCAAAUUCGGUCAUACAUUCGCAAAAAAGGUCUGGAGCUGAAAAGAAAAGAUUACAGGAAAAUAACUUUCUCGGCACUUAAUUGCGAUAUUGCUGGCGCGGCAAAAUUAUUAAAACCAAACGAAAUUGAAAGCCAUGUGAGACAAGCAUUAAAGAUUGACUUUACUAGUAACAUCAAAAUUAAAAAAGUUCAUAGAAUCAUUUUAAAUGACAGAAGAUUUUAUUCUGAAGAAUACAGCCGUAUGCAGAAAAGAAUAUGUAGUGUAGUAAUGUAUGGAGACUAUUCAAUUGGAUCUAUCAAAUACUUUAUUGUUUAUGACAAUCUUGUUUAUGCUGUUAUACAGAAAUUUCAGAAAAUACCUGUUGCACAAAUCCAAGGGAAUGCAAGGGUUCCCAAUCAAUACACUGCUGUUAGACGUACUGAACUUAUUUCUGUGGUAGAUGUUGUUCAGCUAAAAAAUGUACUCGUGUAUUUAAAUAUCGAAAAAAACGAGAGUGUUGCAAAUAUCAACGGAAACUAUCCAUAUGUAGUGCCUGUGCCUAAUAUGUAUGGGCAUGCUUUAUUUAAAUAAAUUUGUUAGUAAACUUUUUAUGCAGUGUGACUACAUUUUGAAACCUAUUGAUACUUAUCCUUUCUUAGACUAUGUUCAGGAUAUUGGUCUGUAAUAGAAGAGUAGAUGUCUGCACAAAAUAUCCUUUUCAAAAUAUUAAAAGGGAAAUAACUUUAAAGUGAAAAAGCAACAUGAAUUAUCUCCUCAUAAUGUACAUUUAUAAAUCCUAUAAAACUUUAUACUAUGACCAAACUUAAGACAGGAUCUGAUGUUCUUUUUUUCAAGAACAAUAUAAGAACAU
Molecule: messenger RNA, 3155 nt
Organism: Ruditapes philippinarum (Manila clam)
Lineage: Eukaryota; Metazoa; Mollusca; Bivalvia; Venerida; Veneridae
Exons: 4
Coding region: 29-2875 (948 amino acids)
Source: RefSeq, a predicted model, not a curated record